ACUUCGAAGUUUUCAAGCAAAAUCUAGAGAACAUUAACAAAUGGAAUAAAGAAAGGGGCACCAAAAUGUUUGGAAUUAAUGCAUUUACUGACUUGACUUUUGAAGAGUUUUCCCAAUUUUAUUUGGGUUUUAAUACUAAAAAUAUAUCUGGGGAUGGAAUUGUGUACAAGCCAACUGGAAUAGAGGCUCUGGAUACUUUGGAUUGGCGAGACUCUGGAUAUGUUUCUUCGGUUAAAUAUCAAAAGUCGUGCGGGAGUUGCUUUGUUUUUAGCGCUAUUGGUAACAUAGAAGGUCAAUAUGCAAAAAAUCAUAACACGCAAGCCUUUAGUUUGUCUGUACAGCAAGGUUUAGACUGCGUGUCUCAGGGAAAUUGUGAAAGAGGAGGAUUUACGCAUGAUGUUUAUCAGGCAUUAGCCGAUCAAGGAGGAUCUAUGCGAGAGGAAGAUUAUCCUUACGAAAAUGAGAAAGCACAAUGCAGAACUCAAAAGGAUAAAAUAGCUGUUAAAGUAACUGGUGGCAGUCAAAUAAGUGUUUCUGAUGAAGAUGAUCUUAAAGAAGCGUUGGCCAGUCAUGGACCGUUAUCAGCAUCUGUUUGUGUAGAUGAUCAAUUUAAAGCUUAUACUGGAGGCGUUUUUAGACCUUCCUCUCCGUGUAAUCAGCACAACCAUGCUACACUUUUAGUUGGUUAUGGAAAUGAUGGUCACGAUAACUACUGGAUAAUCAAAAACUCCUGGGACACGAUUUGGGGCGAGCAAGGAUACAUACGAUUAGUUCGAGGAGAGAGUGCCUGUGCUAUCGGCUCAUACGUCGCUUGUUCUACUGUAGAAUAAACAAAAAUGGUUAAUAUCAAAAAUAAACUUUAUUACAAC
Messenger RNA from Colias croceus (clouded yellow), 869 nucleotides. Its product is annotated as cathepsin L-like proteinase. The transcript has 5 exons. Lineage: Eukaryota; Metazoa; Arthropoda; Insecta; Lepidoptera; Pieridae. Gene Ontology annotation, molecular function: cysteine-type endopeptidase activity. Gene Ontology annotation, cellular component: lysosome. The record is from RefSeq and is a predicted model, not a curated record. The coding region runs from base 66 to 830 and encodes 254 amino acids.